Messenger RNA from Penicillium salamii, 1605 nucleotides. Lineage: Eukaryota; Fungi; Ascomycota; Eurotiomycetes; Eurotiales; Aspergillaceae. The record is from the annotation of a GenBank genome assembly.
AUGGUUUCCAAACUCGUUCGUCAGGCUCACAAUGCCUGGAGUGUGAAAUAUUUUGCGAUUGCCACUGGAUCCAUCAUGUGUCUUUUUAUUAUAUACCACUGGGUGAAUCUGCUCCAUUUGAAAUAUGGCUCUAGAAGCCAUGGCAAGUGGACAGCAGCAUUCACACGGAGUCAUAGGGCAACGAAACGGUACUUGACAGGCACCAUUUUUAGUCUGUGUGUUGGUCGUUGGGGUCUAUAUAUCAUUUACUGGGCUGUAAACUUGAUCUUGACACUAACAAAUAUGGAAUAUGAACUAAAAUAUGCUGCCAAACGUCUUGGAUGGAUCUCUGUUGCGAAUUUCGUUCUCUUAGUCUUCCUCGCUCUUCGAAACACUCCAUUAGCCCCGUUGUCUGGAAAUUCCUAUGAAAAGCUUCGACCACUACACAAAACGGCCGGCUACACAUGCAUUGUUACCAGUGUAAUCCAUGGCAUUACCUAUGUGGCAUCAUGGGCACAAACCGGAAACCUAUACAAGUUCAAUGAGCUUGAAUACUUCGCUGGAGCAAUAGCUGGACUAGCUAUGAUAGUCAUUGGACUCUCAACCAUCACUUGGGUUGUUCGCCGAUCAUAUGAAGCGUUUUACUUCAUUCACCUGGCCUUGUUCCUCUUGAUUAUCAUCAUGAUCGGACUUCAUCGUCCUAAGAUCUCAAAGCAAUCUGUCGUCAUCAUAAUAUUCACCGCAUGCAUGUGGGGUCUGGAUCGAUUAGUUCGGCUUGCAAAGAUCUGCUGGAACCUAUAUGGAAACCAUGCUGUUAUCACCACAGUGCCAGAUGGAGCAGUUAGAGUCAAGCUCAACCGCAAUCUGAAUUGCAAGCCUGGGUCUCAUGCGUUCUUGUGGAUCCCAUCCCUCCGACUCUUUGAGAGUCACCCAUUUACGUUGAUUUCUAACGAGCCGGUUGAAUUCUUGAUUCGUCCUUACGACGGGUUCACAUCAGAUCUGUUCAAAGUAGCCCAGAAACAACCUGGCCAAAGGUUGCGGUGCUCUUUGGAUGGUGCGUAUGGGCAGGUUCCAAGCUUCAUGGAUUUCGACAGCGUUGUUCUCGUAGCCGGUGGAAGUGGCGCUAGCUUCACCUUUGCUAUUGCUCUUGAUCUAGUCAAGCAAUUGAAAAAGACCGGGAGCAACAAACGGAUUGACUUCAUGUGGGCAGUGAAAAGUGAAGAAUCACUAGAGUGGUUCGGAAAAGAGCUUCAAGAGCUUCGUGAAAGUAAAAAGAUCAACUUGCACAUCUAUGUGACUCAAGGGGAUCUCGAAAAAUCCAUCGAAGUUGAAAGUCUGCAUGCAGCAGGGGAUUCGUCAUCCGCGUCAAGUGUCCAGGACCCCGAAAAAGGGUUUAACGCAAACGAGCCUUCGGCAUCACUUCCCCCUAUGCUGACCCGCAAAGGACGUCCAGAUAUUGAAGCACAUCUUGCGAGCUUCAUUGAUGCUUGUGCGCCGGAAUCGCGUGUCGGCGUGGGUGCGUGUGGACCUGCAAAUAUGCUGGGCAUAACGAGAAAAGCACUGUCUCACAGCAACUAUGACAAUGGGCCAUCAAUUACCUUCCAUACAGAAGAGUUUGAGUGGUGA